CCACGUUCAAAAGCAGCGUACGAGGAAAAAAAACGACUCCGCUGGUCUUUCCAGUUCAUUUCAAAACGACAUUUCGCGUGAAGUCGUUUUUUAUAUAUCAGUUUCUGCAGCUACGUUCGUGCUGAUGCUCUUAGGAGUGGACAUUGUCAUUAACAAGCUCCAAUCCAAGCCUACAACUCCUUAAAGUCUGCAAUCUCUGAUCCGAGAGUAGCUGUCUGGAGUUCCGAUGCUAUGAUGGUAUCUCUUGAAAUCUCUUCCAAUGCUCAGGUACUCUCUAUUCCCCUGUUCUCCUAUCCUCCUCUCGCGCCUCGGUCCACAAAAAUCGCUGCACUGGAAACCCCGCCACGAAUCAAAGCUGACCCGCCCCGAACUCAUCGACCGGAUCUCCCGCCUUCUCAUCCUUGGUCGCUAUCAUGCCCUCAGCGACCUUAAUUUCGUUUUCUCCGAUGAUCUUCUUGAUUCUGUUUUUCUUAAACUCAAACUAAAUCCUAAUGCCUGCUUGAAUUUCUUCAAAUUGGCGUCGCAGCAACCCAAUUUUCGACCCAACAUUAAGUCGUACUGUAAGCUUGUUCACAUUUUGUCUCGGGCUCGACUGUAUGAUGAGACCAGAACCUAUUUAAACGAAUUGGUUAGUCUUUGUAAGAAUAACUACUCUUCAUUUCUCGUUUGGGAUGAGCUUGUUAGGGUUUACAAGGAGUUUUCAUUUUCGCCUUUGGUUUUUGAUAUGGUAUUAAAAGUAUAUGCUGAGAAGGGAAUGACAAAGAGUGCGCUCCAUGUGUUUGAUAAUAUGGGAAAGUACGGUCGAGUGCCCAGCUUGCGAUCUUGCAAUAGUUUGCUGAGUAGUUUGGUUCGAAGAGGUCAAAGUUACACUGCAGUGCUUGUUUAUGAACAAAUGAAUAGGCUAGGAAUCGUACCUGAUGUUUUUACUAGUGCAAUUAUGGUUAACGCGUAUUGUAAGGAGGGAAGGGUAGACAGAGCUGUGGAGUUUGUUAAGGAAAUGGAAAAUUUGGGUUUUGAAAUGAAUGUGGUGACUUAUAAUAGCUUGAUUAAUGGGUGUGUUAGCGUCGGAGAUAUGGACAGAGCCAAAGAGGUCCUGAGAUUGAUGGAUAAGCGAGGGAUUUUGAGAACAAAGGUUACGUUUACGCUGUUGAUUAAAGGUUAUUGUAGACUGUUCAAGUUAGAGGAAGCAGAGAAGGUGCUCCGUAAAAUGGAGAAAGAGAAGAACGUGGUAGUGGAUGAAUAUACUUAUGGCAUAUUGAUUAACGGUUACUGUCAAGUAGGAAAAAUGACUGAUGCUAUUAGGUAUCGAGAUGAGAUGUUGAACACAGGAUUGAAGAUGAAUUUAUUUAUUUGCAACUCAUUGAUGAAUGGGUAUUGUAAAAAUGGUCAAGUUUGCGAGGCAGAAAGGUUAUUAACAGAUAUGGGGAAAUGGGACUUAAAGCCAGAUUCUUAUAGUUAUAGUACUAUCGUGGAUGGAUACUGUAGAGAAGGUGUUACCAAUAAGGCCUUCAAUGUUUACAAUAUCAUGCUUCAGGAUGGAAUUGAACCUACUGUUGUAACUUAUAAUACUCUUCUUAAGGGCUUAUGUCAUGUGGGUGCCUUUGAGGAUGCUGUGCACCUUUGGCAUUUAAUUUUAAAGAGAGGUGUGGCUCUUGAUGAGGUCAGUUAUUGUACUUUACUUGAUGGGCUCUUCAAGAUGGGAGAUUUUUCAAGGGCUUUGGCUCUGUGGAAUGAUAUUUUAGCUAGGGGUUUUGGGAGAAGUACAUAUGCUUUCAAUAUAAUGAUUAAUGGGUUCUGUAAGAUGGAGAAAAUGGUUGCAGCAGAGGAGACCUUUAACAGGAUGAAGGAACUGGGCUGUAAACCUGACGGAGUAACAUAUAGAACAAUGAGUGAUGGGUAUUGUAAACUUGGAGAUGUUGAAGAAGCUUUUAAAGUUAAAGAGAAGAUGGAAAAAGAAGCAAUUUCUCCUUCUAUUGAAUUGUAUAAUUCUCUUAUUGGUGGACUUUUUAAGUCAAAGAAAACAAUUAAGAUGACAGAUCUUCUAUCCGAGAUGUGCACGAAGGGAUUAUCUCCUAACAUCAUCACUUACGGAACCCUUAUUGCUGGCUGGUGUGAUGAAGGGAGACUGGAUAAAGCUUUUAGUGCAUAUUUUGAUAUGAUUGAAGAGGGAUUUGUUCCCAAUAUAAUUAUUUGCAGCAAAAUUGUCAGUAGCCUUUAUCGACUUGGUAGGAUAGAUGAAGCAAAUAUGUUGUUGCAGAAGAUGGUGGGUUUCGAUGUUUUUCUUGAUAAUGAAUGUUUUGACAGCUUUCACAAGGUUGAUGGCAGACAUCUUGAGAGUCAGAAAAUUGCAGACACUCUUGAUGAAAGUGCUAAAAGUUUUUCUCUGCCCAACAGUGUUGUGUACAAUAUAGCUAUUGCGGGGCUUUGCAAGUCUGGGAAGAUUGAUGAUGCAAGGAGAUUUUUCUCAAGUUUGUUGCUAAGAGGUUUUAGUCCAGAUAAUUUUACAUACUGCACGCUGAUUCAUGGCUGUUCAGCUGCAGGUAAUGUGAAUGAAGCUUUCAAUUUGCGGAAUGAGAUGAUGGAGAGGGGCCUUGCUCCAAACAUAAUUACAUAUAAUGCUCUAAUAAACGGUCUAUGCAAAUUGGGAAAUCUGGAUCGAGCACAUAGGCUGUUCAAUAAACUUCACUUGAAGGGACUAACUCCAAAUGUUAUUACAUACAAUACAUUGAUUGAUGGAUACUGUAAAAAUGGUAACACCAGAGAAGCCUUGGAUUUGAAAAGUAAGAUGAUAAAAGAAGGAAUCUCUCCUUCUAUUAUUACCUAUUCUACUUUGAUUAAUUGUUUUUGUAAACAAGGAGAUAUGGAAAAAUCUAUUACACUUUUAGAUGAGAUGACAGAGAUGUUUGCAGAUCAAAAUCUGGCGACAAUUUUCAAGUUAGUUGAUGGUUAUAUUAAAGGUGGAAACAUAAAGAAGAUGACUAGGCUGCAUAAUAUGAUGGAUGUGACCUUUCCAUCUUCUGGUGUGAUUUCUCCUAAACAAAUGGAGUUAUCAUUGUUCUCAAUUUCUAGAGAAAUGCUGGAUGCAUGUAUUAUGUCUGAAGGAGCGUGUUGAUGAAUGUUCAGCAAUGUGAGAAUUUGCUGAAGGUUGCUCUGUUUGGUCAAAAUUAUCUUUUAUUACAGCCCCUUGAGAAUCCCAGGAUGCGAUUGGUCAGUUUCAUCUUGGCUUUUAGUUUCAUGGUGUUCUCAUCAUUUCUCAAUGUACUGGUGUAAUUGCACUGGAGCAUAUAUUUGGAACUGAGAGACUGAACCCUUGAGGUCAAAUUGCAGACUGUAAUUAUUGUGGUCUUGAUUGACAAAAUAAGAAACCCGCUUACAUCACGUGAACAUGUACUGGUUGAUCGACAUUGGGGAAAUUUGGGACUUCCACUGCUUCCGAAGACCCAUACCUGGAGAGUGGGGAGUGGACUUGCACCACAGCACAUCAAAUGUUGAUCCACUGUCAUCUGCAUGACUGCCCAGAAAAUGCCUGCUACUAGGAUGACAGCUAUGACAAAUUGUAGUCUUGGCGAGAUGAUGAUGGGUCUCAGCAAGCAUGCUAACCAGUCAUUUAUAUGGAUAGAAUACAUCACAUCUUAGUGUGAAUUUGAUUAAACGAGGUCCAAUUUAUGGGGGGUGCAUUCUGCCAAGAAGAGAGAGGAAUCUAAUAUAAGGUUAUUAGAUUUUGAUGUUUGAUCCUGAAGGUGUUGGGUAUUGAGAGGUAUUGUAUUUUCAGGGCAAAGUUGCUCCAUGGCUUUCAAUUGUGAUGCAAUUCAUAGUGACUUCCAGGAAGGUGCUUUCAUUUGCCAAGGGCAGUCUCUGGAGAUUCUUAAUAAAAAUAAAAAUAAAAAUAAAAAUA
Jatropha curcas is the source of this 3895-nucleotide messenger RNA. RefSeq names its product Pentatricopeptide repeat (PPR) superfamily protein. Gene Ontology annotation, molecular function: mRNA binding; protein binding. Gene Ontology annotation, biological process: RNA processing; mitochondrion organization. NCBI's taxonomy places the organism in Eukaryota, Viridiplantae, Streptophyta, Magnoliopsida, Malpighiales, Euphorbiaceae. Gene Ontology annotation, cellular component: mitochondrion. The record is from RefSeq and is a predicted model, not a curated record.